AUGCCUCUGCAUACCUUCGCAAAUACCAGUAGGUUUUCGGUGGAAGGUGAGAUGAUCGAGUAUCGCUUGCGGCCAUCCGAUGAUGUAUCGGAUGGAGGUGAUACGCCACCACCAAGCUCGUCGCCUGUCGGCUCUCCUGUUCUUGCGCCUGUUCUUGCGCCUGUUCGUCCUGCAUCUCGGUCAAAUGUGACCAAGCCCGAGCAAUCGGGUAUACUGUCUGUUCCGCCGCGCGAUGAAUUUGUUUUGUUCGAUGACAACGAUGACGACAGCAACAACAACAGCAAAGACGACGAUGAUGACGAAGACAUGGGAGAGGCCCCUGCGGUCUCAACACCCGCUCUUGAAGAUACGAAGGAUGCCAUCGCCGGCUGUGGAGGCGAUGACAAGGAGAAUGAGCCACCUAAGCGUGGCAUGAUAGCCAGCCUCAAUCAUGACAAUGCACCAGGUAGAUGGUAUGACCACAUCCGCAGAUACUCCACUGCUGUUAUCCUGGCGUCGGUCUUUGGUGUGCGCGGUGCCAGCUUCGAUUCGCCACAAGUGAGCGCCCUAUAUCAUGUACAGGAUCAGUUCACCCAGAUCACCGAGCUAGGCGCCACGCCACCCGUCGACAUAUUCCCAUGGUUGAAACGCCUGCCGAACGUUGUCAGCAGCUGGAGGAAGUGGGCAUACUCCAUCCGCACAGAGCAGCGAGCCCUCUAUUUCUCCCUGAUGCAACAGAGUAAGAGACAGAUGCAGAAAGAUGACGCCAAAGAAUGCUUUCUAGCUCGCUUGAUCAAGGACCAGGAAAAAAGUGGGUUGAGCGACGAACAUAUUGCCUAUCUUGGAGGUACACUGAUGGAAGCCGGCUCCGAUACCACUGCGUCCACACUUCUCUCGUUCCUCCUCGCCAUGGCUAACCAUCCAGAUGUUCUGAGACGAUGUCAAGAAGAGGUUGACGCGCUUUGUGGUGUUGUGCGAAGCCCCGCCAUUGACGACCUAGAUCAAUUGCCCUAUGUGCGAGCAGUCAUGAACGAGACCCUACGUUGGCGUCCCGUUGCCGCAGGUGGUAUUCCGCACGCCGUAACAGAGGAUGAUCAUUACAACGGAUACUUCAUCCCAAAAGGCACCAUUCUUUUUGCCAAUGCAUGGGCAAUCCAUAGGACCGCCGAGUUCGAAGACCCAGAGGCUUUCAAGCCGGAGAGAUUCCUUCAUAACAAGUUCGGCAUUGAUCCAUUGCACUCGGGGCAAAUCGACGAGUCGAAGCGGCGAGUGCAGUACGGCUUCGGUGCCGGCAGACGUGUUUGCUCGGGCCAGAGGCUAGCAGAGAACUCACUCAUCGUGAAUAUGGCCAAACUCGUGUGGGGAUUCAACAUCAAGCCUGAGGGUGGCAGACUCGACGACGACGUUGCGACCAGCUACCAUGGUGGUUUCCUGAUAGCACCCAAAGAAUUUCCGUUGCAGUUCAUACCAAGAUCAGCAGCACAUGUGGAUGUCAUGGAAAAGGAACAUCGUGUGGCAGAUGGGUAUCUCCAGCAAUUUGAGGAAUGA
This is a messenger RNA of Cyphellophora attinorum, 1527 nucleotides long. Its product is annotated as O-methylsterigmatocystin oxido. Lineage: Eukaryota; Fungi; Ascomycota; Eurotiomycetes; Chaetothyriales; Cyphellophoraceae. The transcript has 6 exons. Gene Ontology annotation, molecular function: iron ion binding; heme binding; oxidoreductase activity, acting on paired donors, with incorporation or reduction of molecular oxygen. The record is from RefSeq and is a predicted model, not a curated record. The coding region runs from base 1 to 1527 and encodes 508 amino acids.